Molecule: messenger RNA, 2694 nt
Organism: Rhizoctonia solani
Lineage: Eukaryota; Fungi; Basidiomycota; Agaricomycetes; Cantharellales; Ceratobasidiaceae
Product: endothelin-converting enzyme
Exons: 18
Coding region: 1-2694 (897 amino acids)
Biological process (GO): protein processing
Cellular component (GO): plasma membrane
Molecular function (GO): metalloendopeptidase activity
Source: RefSeq, a predicted model, not a curated record
AUGGAGGCGCGUGCGUCUACGGACCAGGAAGCAGCUCCGCUGCUUGUGGGUUCCGAGAAUGGAGAUGACCACUCUGUCAAUGCUAAAUCCUCGCUAUGGGAUCGUUUUUCACGUGGCAUGCACGAACCUGUGUCCGUUUUAACCGCAUUUCUGCUCAUGCUCUGUCUUCUGCUUCUUAUCCUGGCCUCAGUCUUUGCUGGUCUUUUUGCUGGAGCUCAGCAUCGCAUCUCGGAGCUACAGCCAGGUGAGACUGUCACGGUGACCUCUGUGGUCACAGAAACAGAUUUUCCGAAAGUUACAACCCCUGGCACUACAGAGAAGAUUACUACUACGGCUACAGCUACGAUUACAGCCACCACUACUCUUGACGCACCCGUUCCUACAAAUAGCCCCCUCCCGUGUUUGACACCGGAAUGUAUUGUUGUCGCUUCUUCUAUCAUUAGCUCCCUGAAUACGUCCCACGACCCCUGCGAUAGUUUCUACAACUACGCCAAUGGUGGCUGGCUCGCAAGCCAUCCUCUGCCCAUUGACAAGCCUAUCUACGGCCAGUUUGACGAUCUUGCGACCAACAACAAACGCAUUAUUCAGUCGAUUCUGGAUCUUCCGGUCCCCAAGCAUUCCAAUUCUCCUGAUUCUAUCACCUUGUCCAAGCUGAAGGGACUGUAUGAAUCCUGCGUAAAUGAGCCACUACUGGAUAAAAUUGGUGCUCGCCCGCUAUUGGAAGUCGUUCAGACGGUCAAGAAUCUCCUCAACGAUGACCUUAAAUCACCUAUCUACAAAGGGCCCGGUCGAAAGUACUCUGUCCCGGCUCCCUCUGAAGAGGAAGAAGAGCCACGGAGGGUCACUGUCGAAGGAUUGACGGCCGCAGUUGCCUAUCUUCAUUCACGUAGCAUUGACGUCUUGUUCGGGUUCGGUAUUGACGGUGACGCCGGCUUUGAUCCGGACCUCAUGACUUUACAGUUUAGUCAAGGCGGCACUGGCCUUCCUUCCAAGGAGUAUUACGAUGACGAAGAUGUUAUCAAGGCCUACACCGAGGCUAUCAAUGCAAUCCUCCUGGCCAUUGACGAAGAGUCAUCCCCCGAGAGUGUUCAUUGGUAUACCAAGCCCGCGCAGUGGGUUGAAGGUGCUAUUUCCAAGGCAUGGGACUUGGCUACUGGAGAUGAAUCGGAGUUGGUUCCCAAGGACUCUGUCUGGCCCCCUUGGCCUUGGCCUCCAUGGAACGACCCCAAGCAUGGCGAUGAAAAACCCAAAGAGCGUGCUGAACGCCUUGCCAAGGGUGUCGUGAAAUUUGAAACUCGUCUAGCUGAAGCUGGGCUUGAUCUGGAUAUCUUGUGGGGACAGCCAUUUGAGACAUACAACCCCACCAACUUGACCGACCUUGCUGUUGCACUCACUUCAAUCGACUUCCCGAGCUAUUUCUCCACCUUCACACCUCGUGCAUUCCCCUCGCGUGUCAUCGUCUCCUACCCCGAGUACCCUUCAAAGCUUAAUGCUAUCAUUGGAUCGACCGACUAUGACAUUAUCGAGGCAUACCUAGUUGCGCGCGCUUCCCUCGAACUUGGAUCCCAUCUCGGUACCUCAACUGCGGUCUGGAAGGCCGUAAGGGGGUUACAGGAGACGCUGCAAGGUUUGAAGAAGGGCGUUGUCGGCGACAGGGGUGAAUGGUGUCUUGGAAAGGUUGAGGAGGCACUUGGCUUUGCAGCUGGCAGGUUCUACGUCCAAAAGGCGUUUGGCGGCGACUCUAGGAAGAAGGCGGAGAGCGUCAUUACAAAUGUUAUUAGUGCCUUCAAGGACUCCCUUAAUGACGUCAAAUGGAUGGAUCACGAAUCUUCUAAAGCAGCAUACGAAAAGGCCACCGCAAUCCGCAUCAAAGUUGGAUAUCCCACUUCACCCAACACAACUUCAGAUGCAUCAAUUGCGGCGUAUUACGGCGCUGUUAAAAUUUCUAACGACGAAUUCUUCGAGAACAUGCUAUCUGCCCGUGCCGUAGAAAACUUCCGCGCGUGGCUUCAGCUAGGCAGACGACGCGACCUGGGUGCUUGGGAGAUGAUUCCAAGCGAAGUCAACGCAUACUUCAACCCACCUGAGAACUCUUUGGUUUUCCCAGCAGGAAUUUUGCAGCCUCCGUUCUUCGAGAAGGACUGGCCGUUGUAUAUGCAAUACGGCGCAUUUGGCUCCGUUGCCGCUCAUGAACUUACGCAUGCGUUCGAUUCUUCUGGUCGUCUCUAUAACCAGAAAGGCAAACUCGAAGAGUGGUGGACGAACAAGACUAGCGAGCAAUUCGAUGAGCGUGCGGCCUGCUACUCGAAACAAUACUCUGAGUACACCGUUGAGGACGGCAAGGGUGGCAAAGUGCAUCUUAAUGGAAAUCUCACUCUUGGAGAAAACCUUGCUGAUAGCGGUGUGAUCCAAGCGUAUCGUGCCUGGAAGUCUGCAUCCACUAGUGACUUGGAUUUCACUUUGCCCGGGCUGAAUUAUACACACGAACAACUGUUCUGGAUCUCAUUCGGAAGAAUCUGGGCAACCAAAGCCAAGCCCGCGUUUGCUGUACAACGCGCGAGGACAGAUCCUCAUUCGCCCGGUCAAUAUCGCGUUGAUGGCACUCUGUCCAAUAUCCCUGCGUUCGCAGAAGCAUUUGGCUGCAAGAAGGGUACCAAGAUGAACCCCGAGAAGCAAUGCACUCUUUGGCAGUAG